Messenger RNA from Eubalaena glacialis (North Atlantic right whale), 1920 nucleotides. RefSeq names its product heterogeneous nuclear ribonucleoprotein R-like. The record is from RefSeq and is a predicted model, not a curated record. The transcript has a single exon. Gene Ontology annotation, cellular component: nucleus; ribonucleoprotein complex. Gene Ontology annotation, molecular function: mRNA binding. NCBI's taxonomy places the organism in Eukaryota, Metazoa, Chordata, Mammalia, Artiodactyla, Balaenidae.
AGGGGGUGGCGCGCGCGCCAUUUCUAGUCGUUUUCAAAGCGCCUCGCGCUGAUUCUCACGGACCCGGCCGCCGGCCCCAGCUCUGCCCCGGAUUGGUAGCUUAUGUCGAUCUUGAUGAAAGAGCCAUUGAUGCUCUCAGGGAAUUUAAUGAAGAAGGAGCUCUGUCUGUACUACAGCAGUUCAAGGAAAGUGACUUAUCACAUGUUCAGAACAAAAGUGCAUUUUUAUGUGGAGUUAUGAAGACCUACAGGCAAAGGGAGAAACAGGGGAGCAAGGUGCAAGAGUCUACAAAGGGACCCGAUGAAGCAAAGAUCAAGGCCUUGCUUGAGAGGACUGGUUAUACCCUGGAUGUAACCACAGGACAGAGGAAGUAUGGUGGUCCUCCACCAGACAGUGUGUACUCUGGCAUGCAACCUGGAAUUGGAACAUAAGUCUUUGUAGGUAAAAUACCAAGAGAUUUAUAUGAGGAUGAGUUGGUGCCCCUUUUUGAAAAGGCUGGUCCCAUUUGGGAUCUAGGUCUUAUGAUGGAUCCACUGUCUGGUCAGAACAGAGGGUAUGCAUUUAUCACCUUCUGUGAAAAGGAAGCUGCACAGGAAGCUGUUAAACUGUGCGACAGCUAUGAAAUUCGCCCUGGUAAACACCUUGGAGUGUGCAUUUCUGUGGCAAACAACAGGCUUUUUGUUGGAUCAAUUCCGAAGAAUAAGACUAAAGAAAACAUUCUGGAAGAAUUCAGUAAAGUCACAGAGGGUUUGGUGGACGUUAUUCUCUAUCAUCAACCGGAUGACAAAAAGAAGAAUCGGGGGUUCUGCUUCCUUGAGUAUGAGGAUCACAAGUCAGCAGCACAAGCCAGACGCCGGCUGAUGAGUGGAAAAGUAAAAGUAUGGAGAAAUGCAGUUACAGUUGAAUGGGCUGACCCUGUGGAAGAACCAGAUCCAGAAGUCAUGGCUAAGGUGAAAGUUUUAUUUGUGAGAAACUUGGCUACUACAGUGACAGAAGAAAUACUGGAAAAGUCAUUUUCUGAAUUCGGAAAACUUGAAAGAGUGAAGAAGUUGAAAGAUUAUGCAUUUGUUCAUUUUGAAGACAGAGGAGCAGCUUUUAAGGCCAUGGAUGAAAUGAAUGGCAAAGAAAUAGAAGGGGAAGAAAUUGAAAUAGUCUUAGCCAAGCCACCAGACAAGAAAAGGAAAGAGCGCCAAGCUGCUAGACAGGCCUCCAGAAGCACUGCGUAUGAAGAUUAUUACUAUCACCCUCCUCCUCGUAUGCCACCUCCAAUUAGAGGUCGGGGUCGUGGUGGGGGGAGAGGUGGAUAUGGCUACCCUCCAGAUUACUAUGGCUAUGAAGAUUACUAUGAUGAUUGCUAUGGUUAUGAUUAUCACGACUAUCGUGGAGGCUAUGAAGAUCCCUACUACGGCUAUGAUGAUGGCUAUGCAGUAAGAGGAAGAGGAGGAGGAAGGGGAGGGUGAGGUGCUCCACCACCACCAAGGGGGCGGGGAGCACCACCUCCAAGAGGUAGAGCUGGCUAUUCACAAAGGGGGACACCUUUGGGACCACCAAGAGAUUCUAGGGGUGGCAGAGGGGGUCCUGUACAACAGCAGAGAGGCCGUGGUUCCCGUGGAUCUCGGGGCAACAGUGGGGGCAAUGUAGGAGGCAAGAGAAAGGCAGAUGGGUACAACCAACCUGAUUCCAAGCGCCGUCAGACCAACAACCAACAGAACUGGGGUUCCCAGCCCAUCGCUCAACAGCCGCUUCAGCAAGGUGGUGACUAUUCUGGUAACUAUGGUUACAAUAAUGACAACCAGGAAUUUUAUCAGGAUACUUAUGGGCAACAGUGGAAAUAGACAAGUGAGGGCUUGAAAAUGAUACUGGCAAGAUACGAUUGGCUCUAGAUCUACAUCCUUCAAAAAAAAAAUUGGCUUAUCUGUU